Messenger RNA from Acanthosepion pharaonis, 561 nucleotides. The record is from the annotation of a GenBank genome assembly. NCBI's taxonomy places the organism in Eukaryota, Metazoa, Mollusca, Cephalopoda, Sepiida, Sepiidae.
AUGUACAUACAUAUCCCUCUCUUCUUGCCUAAGUCUUUCAACCAUUUUCUAAAAACUGUUGGUCUUCUUUCUUUUUGUUUGAGAAACAUUUUCAUUCUCUCUCUCUCUCUCUCUCUCUCUCUCUCUGCUCUUUGUCUUUUUUUCACUUUUUUCUUUUUUUUAAUUUUCUCUUUUAAUGAUUCUUUGUUUCUAUUUGUCUUCUUCUACUUCCUUUCUCUCUUACUCUCUCUCUCUUUCACAUUAGUCUUGUAUCUUUCAUUAUCCUUCUGUCACUCUCUUUCUUAUUCUUUACUCUUUCUUUCACAGAAUUACACCCUAUCUCUCUUUUGCUGUUUUUAUCAUUCAGUUUGUUUCCCCCAGUUUUUUUCUAUCCAUUGGAACCGACCCCCUAUCAGUCUCUCUCCAUCCCUCCAUCCCUGUAGCCAUGAUUUCCCUCUUUCUCAUUUCUACAUUAUCUCAAUGAUCAUUUUCAUUCAGCAUUUCAUUCUCUCAUUGUGGCUCUACCUUACACUUCUCCUUUCCCCAAUCAUUAUAUUUGUAUUUCUUUGCCUCUCUACCUAA